AUGACGACAAACGGCACAAAAUCACCACUCCGCAUCGUCGUCGGCUCCGACAACGCCGGCCACGCCUACAAGACGGCGCUCAAGGAGACUCUCAAGAAACACUCGGGCGUGACCCAAGUUCUGGACGUGGGGGUGGUAAACGCCGACGACGCGACGGCAUACCCCCAUCUCGCGGUUGAUGCGUGCAAGAAGAUCAAGUCAGGCGAGGCCGAUCGAGCCCUCUUGAUCUGCGGCACGGGUCUCGGCGUCGCCAUCUCAGCCAACAAGGUCGAGGGAAUCCGCGCCGUGACGGCCCACGACCCGUACAGCGUCGAGCGCAGCGUCCUCUCCAACAACGCCCAGGUGCUGUGUUUCGGACAGCGCGUCAUCGGCCUCGAGCUGGCCAAGAAGCUCGUCGACGAGUGGGUCGAGUUGAGAUUCGACGAGAAGAGCGCCUCGGCGGAAAAGGUCGCCGACAUUUCAAAGUACGAAGAAAAGUUCGGAGAGCUAUAG
This is a messenger RNA of Exophiala spinifera, 492 nucleotides long. RefSeq names its product ribose 5-phosphate isomerase. Gene Ontology annotation, molecular function: isomerase activity. Bases 1 to 492 code for a protein of 163 amino acids. Gene Ontology annotation, biological process: carbohydrate metabolic process. The transcript has 2 exons. Gene Ontology annotation, cellular component: intracellular anatomical structure. The record is from RefSeq and is a predicted model, not a curated record. Lineage: Eukaryota; Fungi; Ascomycota; Eurotiomycetes; Chaetothyriales; Herpotrichiellaceae.